CCUUCCCCUCUUUAACUACGCUCGCCCCGCCGCUCCUCCUCGUGCAGACUCGAGCGCCGCUGUACCUGUCGGGAAUCUGCCCUCCUCCUCCGGUGCUAUCUGCAGAUGUAGACUUUUGAUUAGAAGAAUAUAACCUGAUUACUUAGGACGUGGUGAAAGCAAAGGUGGCUAACCAACUUACUUCAAUAUGAAAUUGCUUCUAAGUUUCUUGCUGACUUCUAUGCGAUUCGUAUUGGCAAAGAUGGGUUGUUGUUUUAUGUUUGGAAAGAGAGAACAAGCUGAUCAAGGAGAUGAUGGUGUACAUAGAGUGAAAAUCUUUUCUUACAACGAGUUGAGAAAGGCCACGCAAGGUUUCAGUGGUGCAAAUAAGAUUGGCGAGGGUGGUUUCGGUUCUGUGUUCAGGGGAGUUCUUAAAGAUGGUACAACUGUUGCGGUGAAGGUUUUAUCAGCUACUUCAAGGCAAGGUGUCCGGGAGUUUCUGACUGAACUUACAGCAAUUUCUGACAUCAAGCAUGAAAAUCUCGUCACUCUCAUCGGUUGUUGCGCUGAGGGAUCUCACAGAAUCCUUGUUUACAAUUACCUGGAGAACAACAGCCUUGCACAGACAUUGCUAGGAUCCAGGUAUAGUAACAUUCGGUUCAAUUGGCGGGCUCGUGUCAAAAUUGCUGUGGGUAUUGCCUGUGGGCUUGCAUUUCUUCACGAGGAGAUCCAUCCUCCCAUUAUCCACCGGGACAUAAAGGCAAGCAACAUUCUUCUCGAUAAGGAUCUCACCCCAAAAAUUUCUGAUUUCGGGUUGGCGAGGCUCCUACCACCCAAUGCCACUCAUGUGAGCACCCGGGUUGCAGGCACAUUAGGGUACUUGGCUCCUGAAUACGCAAUCCGAGGUCAAGUGACGAAGAAGUCUGACAUCUAUAGUUUCGGAGUUCUUCUGUUGGAAAUUGUUAGUGGCAGAUGCAACACCAACACAAGAUUGCCUUCUGAAGAUCAAUUUCUCCUUGAGAGGACAUGGGCACUCUAUGAGCAAGGACGUUUAAAUGAGAUCAUAGAUAUCGACAUCGGAGACGACCUGGACGUCGAGGAGGCAUGCCGGUUCAUGAAGAUUGGUCUGCUAUGCACACAAGAUGCAAUGGCACGUCGUCCCAACAUGACCAACGUCGUUCGGAUGCUCACAGGGGAGAGGAGAAUCUCCAUAGACAAGAUUACUAGGCCUGCCAUGAUCACCGACUUUGCAGAUCUCAAGAUCAGCAACAAAGAGCAAAGAUCUAGAGGGCAAAGAUCAAGCGAGGCGCGCUCUCCCACGACAAAAUCGUUCAGCACCACAGAACCAUUCUCGCCGUCGGAGACACCCACACAGUCAUCUAUGUGAAAAUGUGGACAGAAGAAGUGUUUUUCGGUUUGUAUAUUGUGUUACAGAUGGGCCAGGUUAAAUGCAAUUUUUGAAGAGUUUCUUGUUUAAUUUGUUACGAGGAAAGUUCUCAUAGGUAGCUUACUGCUUCUUUGUAUGCUGUAAAUAUUUUGAAACGAAGAUGGUCAAGAUAAGCUUUGCACGAUUCACA
Messenger RNA from Phragmites australis (common reed), 1556 nucleotides. Its product is annotated as cold-responsive protein kinase 1-like. The coding region runs from base 188 to 1366 and encodes 392 amino acids. Gene Ontology annotation, molecular function: ATP binding; protein kinase activity. The record is from RefSeq and is a predicted model, not a curated record. The transcript is spliced from 8 exons. Gene Ontology annotation, biological process: protein phosphorylation. NCBI's taxonomy places the organism in Eukaryota, Viridiplantae, Streptophyta, Magnoliopsida, Poales, Poaceae.